UCAGCCAUGUUCCUCAUAAACCUAUAGCUUCUUAAAAGCACUUUCACUGAACCAGCAAUUCCUAUAUCAAAAAAAAUCUCCUUUUCUUUUAUUUUUUUCCCUCGCAUCUUUUCUGAUCUUUUUAAUUUUUUUCUUCUUCAUUAAUCCUCAAAACAACUACACUUUCCUUCUGGUUUCUUUUGAUUCUCUACCAAUCCCUACAUAGAAAGCACCCAUCUUUAUUCUUUCGUCUUUAUUCUUAUUUCCUCUUAUAAUAUAUACUUGAAAUUGAGUUUCAGUUGGUUACAAGAUAUGGGGUUAUCAGGGAAGCCACAAGUCGAUGGCGGGCUAGAAGCGGAAGGCAAAAGAUGGCUUAUUGCUGGAAUUCCUUUACGGGCUCCUCUGAAGCCGAUAUACACGAGGUCCGGGGAGAAAGAACUGGAUAAUAAUGGUGAUGAUGAAGAGUGUUCGACGACUCCUACAAGUCACGAAGCGAGAAUUCCGCCGAAGUUGCCGUGUCCACCUGCUCCUAGGAAGAGAAAGUCUACUUUAAAGUGUAAUUAUAGUGGUGUUAGGGAGUUCUUCACUCCUCCAGAUUUAGAAACUGUUUUUAAAUGCCAUGUUGAAAGGGCUAAUUGAACGUCCUGGGAGGCUUUAAUCUGACUUCUAUAUAUGACUUUGCAUGCUUCUUCUUUCCUGCGUACUCCAACUAGUGUUUUUCUCCUUUGUUUUAGGCCUUUUGCAGUGGCUAGCUAGGUGUUUAUGUACAGGGUUAAUUUACAGAUAAAUAAAAUGGCAUUUUAGCUGCCUUAUUAUGA
Messenger RNA from Pistacia vera, 797 nucleotides. RefSeq names its product cyclin-dependent protein kinase inhibitor SMR6-like. The coding region runs from base 292 to 618 and encodes 108 amino acids. Gene Ontology annotation, biological process: regulation of DNA endoreduplication. The record is from RefSeq and is a predicted model, not a curated record. The transcript has a single exon. NCBI's taxonomy places the organism in Eukaryota, Viridiplantae, Streptophyta, Magnoliopsida, Sapindales, Anacardiaceae.